Drosophila hydei is the source of this 1225-nucleotide messenger RNA. RefSeq names its product carboxypeptidase B. NCBI's taxonomy places the organism in Eukaryota, Metazoa, Arthropoda, Insecta, Diptera, Drosophilidae. The record is from RefSeq and is a predicted model, not a curated record. Gene Ontology annotation, biological process: proteolysis. The transcript has 2 exons. Bases 1 to 1170 code for a protein of 389 amino acids. Gene Ontology annotation, molecular function: metallocarboxypeptidase activity; zinc ion binding.
AUGUUAGUAAUCGAUAAUACCCUGUACGGUUGGCUAUGUGUGCUUAUCUUGUUGAUAACACAGCUCGAUCAAUCGCUGGCGUUUGGCGCGUCGCGUGUUGAGGCCUUCAAGCGGCGACUGCGUCGGCAAGUGGCGCCGUCUCUGCUACUCGAUGACUACCUCGGCUACGAUGGCAUGCUGGAUUACAUGGAGCAGCUAGCCAAGGCGUACAGCGAUCGCGUUGCUCUACAAGAUGUGGGCGUCACGUAUGAGAAGCGCCCACUGAAAUCGUUAACGAUAACGAACGGCGAUGGGCGCGACGGCAAGAAGGCGAUUCUACUCAUAGCCGGAGCACAUGCGCGCGAAUGGCUGACACCUGUUGCUGCAUUGUACACCUUGGAGCAGCUAGUGGUUAGGCAUGAGGAGAAUGCGCACUUGCUGCACGAUUACGAUUGGAUUGUGAUGCCACAGGUCAAUCCGGAUGGCUAUAUGUACUCGCGUAAUGUGGACAAAUUGUGGCGAAAUACGCGGUCGCCGAACGGCUUCAACUGCUUCGGAACGAAUAUUAAUCGAAAUUACGAUAUUGGCUGGGGCCAGGGCUAUGCCGAGCUAAACGAUUCCUGCACCAUGCACUAUGCCGGCAGCAAGCCCUUCUCGGAACCAGAGACGCGAGCGGUGCGCGACAAAAUGCUCGAAUUGGUCCAGAGCAAACGUGGGAUGCUGUUCAUCACACUGCAUUCGCAUCACACCAGCAUUUUCUAUCCCUGGGUAUACAAGAGUGACACAAGUGAUAAUGAUAACGAUUUGCAUGAUGUGGCUGAGGCUGGAGCCGAGGCCAUUUUCAAUGCAACUGGCACAAGAUUCACCUAUGGGCAGUAUGGCAAGGAGGAUACGUUUGGGGGCACCAGCUUGGACUAUGCCUAUUCGAUAGGCUUUCCGCUUUCCUAUGCAUUCGAAUUGUCCGGUGAGCGAGAUGGACUCACCUUUGACUUUUGGCCACCAAAGAACCUGCUGAAGGACUUAGCUGACGAGUCUUGGGUUGGCAUCAGUGCCAUGGCCGAAAAAGCCAUUGAACUCCAGUCUCCGGAUAGACCUAUAACUGUCGCUAAGAAUAGCUCUAGCUCGUAUAGCUUAGCUAAUAUGAUGAAGAUUAUAUUGCUUAUGACGAUUAUAACGGUGCUCUCUCGCUAACCAGUGUUGGUUAACAACCUAAAAGUUGACUUAAGUCGUCCAUUUUUAACUUUUU